AUGGCCAUCCCACUCUGGAAACAAUACCCAACCAAACAGAACAAACACAACCUCAUCGACAGACUCACACAGCUCGACAUCACCACACUCUUCGACCCACCCACACCACACCCACUGCCCCGCCAACUCAACAUCAACACCCCCCUCCCCACACACGCAUACACCCACAACAACAAACCAACACCAGCCUGGGAACACCCCUCAAACCAGAUCAGAACCGCAAAAUACUCCCUGCUCACAUUCAUCCCACGAAACCUGCUCGAGCAGUUCAGGAGGGUCGCCAACAUCUUCUUCCUCAGCCUCGUCAUCCUCCAAUUCAUCCCCAAGUUCGCACAGGUCUCUCCCGCACUCGCUGCCCUGCCCCUCCUCUCCGUACUCGCCAUCACCGCCAUCAAGGACGCCUACGAGGACAACAAGAAGAAACACUGGUGGUCCCGCCGCAGAAGACUAUCACCACCACUACCAACAACAACAGCCCCCAAACAGCAGGAAAAAGAACACGCAGCCAACACGGCCCACUUCACGCCCACCUGCUGGCAGGACCUGCGCGCAGGCGACUUUGUCCGCCUCCAGAACGACGACGCCGUGCCCGCAGACAUCAUCAUCUGCGCCACCUCCGACGCCGAGGAGAACGUGUGCUUCAUCGAGACCAAGAACCUCGACGGGGAGACCAACCUCAAGUCGCGCCACGCACUCCCCGCACUCAGCCAUCUGCGCUCGGCGGAGGCCUGUGCGGACCCAGCAACAAACAGAUUCGUAGUCGAGAACGAAGCCCCAGACGCGAACAUGUUCAAGUACUCAGCCGCACUCGUCUUCCCGGAGUGGGUCAUCGGCCUCGUCGUCUUCACCGGCCCAGACACUAAGAUCAUGAUGAACUCGAGUGCCACGCGCUCCAAGCGAUCAAAGGUAGAACGCCAGAUGAACCCGAUGGUCUUCAUCAACCUUGGCCUCUUGGCUCUCAUGUGCAUCUUCAAUGCCAUCGGCACACGCAUCUCCGACGGAUACUACCGCGCUCGAGGCUCGUACUGGACAGUGGCCGAGGACAGUCCGGGAGAUAACCCGACGCUGAACGGGCUCAUAGGCUUUGCAAAUGCGAUGAUCACCUACCAGAACAUCGUCCCCAUCUCCCUCUACAUCUCCAUCGAGUUCGUCCGCACCCUCCAGGCCUACUUCAUCUGGGCCGACGACGAGAUCACCGACAACGGCCGGCCGACCCUCGCUCUGGUCAAUUCGGACAACACGCCCGGUAUCAAACCCUCAGCCACUCAGGAGAAACGCCCUGGAAGUGGUCCGAAAGCCCCGGCCAAGCUCAAACCGACCACCGUGCCAGCAUUCAAGGACAGCGAGUUGCUUAAGGACCUAGCGGGGGAAGACAGCGACCAGGCACGCUCACUGUACGGGUUUUUUGCCUGUCUGGCGCUCUGCCACACCGUGCUGGUGAGCGAGGACGAGGACGGGUCGAUCAAGUACAAGGCGCAGUCCCCGGAUGAGCAGGCGCUCGUCCAGGCCGCCGCCGCCGUCGGCUUCCACCCAGCAGCCCAGCACGAGAUCAAAGAGCUCGACACCCGCAGCAGCGCCGACGGCGAGGUGCGCCAGACGGUCGAGGUGAACGAGUACGAGCUCCUGGAAGUGAACGAGUUCACGAGCGCCCGCAAGCGGAUGAGUGUCGUCGUCCGGCGGCUGGUCGAGGGCGAGCCGGACUCCGGGGAACUCUAUCUGCUCGUCAAGGGGGCCGACAACGUGAUCUUCGAACGACUGGGGGCCGGCCAGGAGGAGCUGAAGCAGACGACGGACGACCAGCUCGAGCAGUUCGCCUCCGAGGGUCUAAGGACGCUGUGUCUGGCCUACCGGAAGCUCGAGCUUUCCGAGCUCGAGGCCUGGUCCCGUCGGUACGCCCAUGCCUGCAGCCAGCUUGGCGCCGACCGCGAGAAACUCAUCGAUGCCGUCCAGGACGAGCUCGAGAGGGACCUCAUCCUCCUCGGCGCCACCGCCAUCGAGGAUAAGCUCCAGGAAGGCGUCCCCCAGGCUAUCGCUGACCUCAAGCGCGCCGGGAUCAAGGUCUGGGUGGCCACCGGCGACAAGCUCGAGACAGCCGUUGAGUACGGCACCCGGACAUCGGCGUACCAGCAGAUCCGCAAGUCGUUGAUCGACUUCUUCGACGGACAGGAGCUGGUGGAGCAGCUCAAGGAGCAGCCGCCGGACCACCAGACGAAACAAAACGGGCUGCAGUCGCCGACGCCCACCCGGGCCUCCUUGCCGAUGUCGCAUCGGGACGACCUCGCGUCGAUAGUGGGAGAGGACAACGGGCAGCGAAGGGGCGGAUACGGCCUCGUGAUCGACGGGGGCUCGUUACAGCAUGCAUUGGAGGAGCCCUUCACGCGGGAGGCCCUUCUCGAGCUGGCCACCCGGUGCGCCGCGGUAGUCUGUUGCCGGACGUCGCCGAAACAGAAGGCCGAGAUCGUCCGGCUGGUCAAGGAGGGCAUCGGCGCGCAAACGCUGGCCAUUGGCGACGGCGCAAACGACGUCUCGAUGAUCCAGACCGCCGACAUCGGCGUCGGCGUCUCCGGCGAGGAAGGCAUGCAGGCCGUCAACUCCUCCGACUACGCUAUCGCCCGAUUCGCCUUCCUCUCCAAGCUCCUCUUCGUCCAUGGCCAUUGGUCCUACGACCGCAACGCCCGCAUGAUCGUUAACUUCUUCUACAAGGAAAUCAUCGGCAUCUUCGCUCUGUGGCUCUACCAGUUUUGGUGUGCUUAUUCGACUACCAUUCUCUACGAAUACACGUAUCUGUUGUUUUAUAACGUGUUCUGGACACUCCUGCCGGUGAUUGGGAUCGGAGUGUUUGACCAAGACAUCAGCGAGAAAGUGUUGAUGGCUGUCCCGGAGCUAUACUCGAUCGGGCGGGAAGGGAAGCUAUUCGGGCUUCGCCGGUUUGUGCUGUACAUGAUCCAAGGGAUGUACCAGGGCUCGGUGUGUUUCUUCCUGAUCACGUUUGCGUAUGACUCGACCUCGGCGCGGAAGGACGGGCUGGACGUGGCCAUGAGCGAGUUCUCCACCGUCGUCAUCGUCGCCAUCAUCCUCGUCGCCAACCUGUUCCAUGGCCUCGACCAGUCCAUCUGGAACUGGUGGCUCCUCGCCUCCGUCCUCCUCGGCCCCGUCCUCAUCCUGCUCUACACCGCCGUCUACUCGGCUAUCAAACCCGACUGGAUAUGGUCUGUUGCUUAUGGAAACAACCACUUCUUGUGGCCCGCUGCGUAUUGGUGGCUCGGCCUUAUGAUCGUGAUCGUGUUGAGCUUGGCGCCCCAUUACGUGACCAAGUAUUACACGGAGACCUAUUAUCCCAAUGACUUCCAAAUCUUGAAGUACGUGAACCGGGAGCACCCUGGCCACGAUUUCCAAGCGGACGAGCAGAUGCCAUUCAAGCGCGAAAACGAGAAGUACGCCGAGGGGGAGGCCCACACGACGGGGGCCAACAAGCAGGACGAGCCGGCCCUGCUCGAGCGGAUGAAGUCCGAGCAGCCCAGUCUGCAUCCCAUCCGCCCCGAGAUCCUCCGCUCCCGCACCUCCCUCACGCACGAUAUGGCCACCGGACAGCUCUCCCCUCAUGGCAGAGGCUUCAACUUCGACCAGGCGGACGGCGUCGGGGAGUAUGCCGUCGGUAAUCGUCUCCGGAGAUACAACACCAGCGUGCUCAGUCUUGGUGGAGGGGCGAUUCCGGAAGAAGCCAACACGGCCAACGGCAGGACGGCGACGACCAGUAGAGCGAAGGGGGCGGUGAACCGGGACCGGUCGCGGUCGAUCAGGCUGGGCAAUCUGCAGCUCGCGUUCGGCGGCUCGUUCGGCCACCAUCACCAUCGGAGACAGGGCACGACGAUGACGAGCAGCAGCACGCUCGGCCGGCCCGCCAGUCUCGCCAAACGCAUCUCCAUCUUCCUCCACCCGCACACCCAUCAUCCGACCGACAAGUCCGGCGAACCGUCCCCCUCUGAAACUCAUCCCCUCCAGAACCUGUCCCCCGCUGCUCCUCAGCCCUCCCCCGCCGACCCACUCUCCAAAUUUUACGAGAAGGUUGGCAUCAAGUUUGGUAAAUACAUACUGUUUUCCGUCGAGAUCAAGGCACUCAGGUCGACGUAUCAAGGAUUAAUGGCAUAUCGUUUUGGUCCUGGCGCGAAUCCCGCCGAGCGAUUCCUGAAAGACGCACAAGAAAAUAAUACGAGCGGAGAAAAAGAGACCCAUGCAAUACUUCCACAAUUUGAGAACAUUGUCCUAUUUACAACUCAGUUUCAUGUUCGUAGGGACCCCGCGGGUUUCCUGGGGCUGUUUAUGAUGGAGUGUGGGGGGAAAGGAUGUACGAGACCACCGACCCGACCAAGGUCCACAGACAAAGAGUCAAAGGAUCGAGGCCACAUGGGUUCUAAGACGUUCGACGAGGAAGAGUUGAUCUGGACAUCUUCUGACGCUCUGGCUGAUCGUGAUGGACCCGAGUUUGACGCUCGUGCUGUGUACGCGCCAGAGUAA
Puccinia triticina is the source of this 4515-nucleotide messenger RNA. RefSeq lists its product as uncharacterized. The transcript has 16 exons. The record is from RefSeq and is a predicted model, not a curated record. Gene Ontology annotation, biological process: phospholipid translocation. Gene Ontology annotation, molecular function: ATPase-coupled intramembrane lipid carrier activity; ATP hydrolysis activity; magnesium ion binding. Gene Ontology annotation, cellular component: plasma membrane. The coding region runs from base 1 to 4515 and encodes 1504 amino acids. Lineage: Eukaryota; Fungi; Basidiomycota; Pucciniomycetes; Pucciniales; Pucciniaceae.